Molecule: messenger RNA, 7676 nt
Organism: Cuculus canorus (common cuckoo)
Lineage: Eukaryota; Metazoa; Chordata; Aves; Cuculiformes; Cuculidae
Gene: MAFF
Product: MAF bZIP transcription factor F
Exons: 3
Coding region: 973-1422 (149 amino acids)
Biological process (GO): regulation of transcription by RNA polymerase II; regulation of epidermal cell differentiation
Cellular component (GO): nucleus
Molecular function (GO): RNA polymerase II cis-regulatory region sequence-specific DNA binding; DNA-binding transcription factor activity, RNA polymerase II-specific
Source: RefSeq, a predicted model, not a curated record
CUGCUGCUGCCGAGCGUGGGGACAUGGGAUGGGAUGGGAUGGGAUCGAGAGGGAGAGACACAUCAUACUAUCGUGGAAUGGUUUGGGUUGGAAGGGACCUCAAAGAUCAUCCAGUUCCAACCCCCCUGCCAUGGGCAGGGACACUUCCCACCAGACCAGGCUGCCCAAGGCCCCAUCCAACCUGGCCUUGAACAUCUCCAGGGAUGGGGCAGCCACAACAUCCCACCAGGAGAGGGAUCCAGCGGAGUCCAGCGCCGGGAAGAGGCCUCUCCGCUGCUGCCGAGCGCGGGGACCGGGACCUGGGAUGGGAUGGGGGUGUUGUCCCCCUCAAGUGCUGUCCUCGCUCCCGUCCCCUCCCGCCGCCCGGAGGAGCCACCGCUGCCGCUCCCCAGCUUCGCUCCCGGCCCCGAUUGCAUCAGCUUCAGCCCCGGCUCCACCUUCCCCGCCGCCCCCUCCAGCCCCUCGCGGCCCCGCCGGGCGCUCCCCGAGCUGGGGACAGGCUCCCGUCCCCUCCCCUACCCCACCCCAGGGACCGGCCACCGGCGAGGGGACGGCCGCCGCUUCCAUGACUUUUCCUGCUGGGCUGCUGAAUCACGGGGAGGCGGCUUCUCGCCUGUCCCCUCGGUGUGGCUCUGCACCGACCCUGUGCCCUCGAGAGGGUUGGGGGUGGCACCUCCAUGCUCGUCCCUCGGGGGCGGUGGCACCUCCAGGCGUGUCCCCCCGGGGGGUUUGGGGUGGUGGCACCUCCACGCGGGUCCCCGCUGCGUGGCGUCGCCACAGUUUUGCCCCGUGGAGCCUCUGCUUUUACUUUCUUUUCAGCCCCGGGCGGAUCUCGCCUGUUUUUCCUCCCUAGGGAAAAAUCUUGGCUUUCCAGCAGCUGGGCUGAAGCAUUUGAGGUUUCCUGGCUGAGCACCAUCCCAACCACCUCAGGAUGGGAUGGAGGAGCGAUAGAAGGGCCAGCGUGAGGCAAGGAUGGCUGCGGACGGGCUCUCCAGCAAGGCUCUGAAGGUGAAGCGGGAGCUGGGGGAGAACACACCGCUGCUGUCGGAUGAGGAGCUGAUGGGGCUGUCAGUGCGGGAGCUCAACCACCACCUGCGGGGCCUCUCCAAGGAAGAGGUGGCGAGGCUGAAGCAGCGCCGGCGGACACUGAAGAACCGGGGUUACGCUGCUAGCUGCCGGGUGAAACGUGUUUGCCAGAAGGAAGAGCUGCAGAAGCAGAAGAUGGAGCUGGAGUGGGAGGUGGACAAGCUGGCCCGGGAGAACGCUGCCAUGCGCCUGGAGCUCGACACCCUCCGUGGCAAGUACGAGGCCCUGCAGGGCUUUGCUCGCACUGUGGCUGCCCAUGGGACCCCUGCCAAGGUGGCCACCGCCAGCGUCAUCACCAUUGUCAAGUCCGGCACCAACCAGGCCGCCUACUCCUAGUGCUGGCCUCUGUCCCCCGGGUGGGCAUGGGCCUUCCUGGGGCACCUUCAACCACAAAUUGCCUCUCACCCCCUCCCCAACCUCCUCCUUGCCAGGACCUGUGCCCAAAAUCCUCUUUCUCCCAUUCCUUGACCUGCAGCUCUCCCAUGUAGGGAGGGCUGUCAUAACGUAGGUGCUGGGGUGGAGGAUAGGACCCCACUGCUGGUCCCUGAAGCCCUAGAGCUCCCUCCUCUCUGACCCAGGCCUGUCCCCUGCUGUGGCCCCCUGUCUGGGCAUCCCUCAUCUUUAGGGGUGCAGGCAGGAGAAGAUGAGCACAUGCAGGUAGCAGUGGGGAGGCAUCCCAUGGCUCCAAGCUGGCAGGAAAAUCAGGCACCUCUUUUUUUUGGGGAGGGCAUGGAAAAGCUGAGUGUGGGCCAGGCACUCCCAGGAGCGCGUGCCAUGAAGGGAAAGGAGAGGAAAGAGGUUUCACAGUGAGGGGCAAAAGAGGUAAGAUGAGGAAAGUGUCUGUAUGGGGGUUGGCAUUUAACCUGUGACUUGGACUGUGGCUGGAGCCUCUGUGGAUGGAGAUGGAAAGGGAAGGUGGCAGGUCGGAGGUGGUGAGAAAGUGGCUGUGGAUUGGUGCCUGGCAAGGGUGAGUGGAAUGGGAAAGUGCCAUGUCAGCUUGUGCUGGGGGACUCAAGAGGUGACAGUGGUGGAGGUUUUUCUCUUGGCUAGGGGAGAGCUGAGGGACGUGAUCAGGUCAGCCCAGGCUGUCAUCCAUGAAGGGGAGUAGCGUUGCUUUUCUCUCUCUCACGCACAUCCUUAACGCCUCUUCCUGCCUACAGGAUGCUCAGCCUGGCGGGCUGGGUGUCUCUGAAAUGCAGCAGCACCAUCAGGAAGGAAGCGAAGGCAGCUGGAGUAGAGAUAAACAGUUUUGCUCAGCACAGGCUGGCUUGAACAGUCCCUCCAAACACUCUCUGGCACCCCGCUGCCUACAAAGCCCAGGGAAAGGUGCUCCUGGGUGCCGAGAGCCAGAGCUGCGGAAGCAGAGAAAGGGGUGGAAGUGCAGGAGGUGGAAAGCAGGGGUGAAGAGCAUCCCUGGCUCCUGGGAGCUGCCUGGCAGGCAGGUAGGCUCCUCCCUUUGGUUUUCCUUCAGCUUGGUCACCCUUGUAGGACAACCAGCUCUUCAGCAGGCUGAAAUGCUGGAGAAGAGUUGGAUCGCUAAAUACAGGCAGCACGGAGAAGGUAACAGGAGGCCAGACCCCUCUUGGCAUCUGCUGCUGUAGAUGAUCCUCCCCACUGCUUUCUGUCCCUGCCUGGGUAUUUCCACGCCAGCCGCCCUCGGCUGCAGCCUCCAUCCUUUCCUGGAGAGAGGUGUCUGUCCCUCGCAGAGGGGGCACCAUGGUUAGCAUCUCCCCCACCCCAACUCCUCUUGGGUUUAUUUAUUGCACGAACAUAAGUUAUUUUCACGUCCUCUUUGCCAUUCCGCCUCUCGGCACAGCCAGGAUGUUGGUACAGAGCCGUACUUUAUAUUUUAUAUAUGCAAAUCACAUUUUAUCUUAUAUAGAGCAAAAAAAAAAUACUUAUUUAUUUUCUGACUUACAGUAUGUGUCCUACCCGACUUCUCUGUAUUUUGUAGACUUUACAAAUAAAGCAAGUUCUUUUUUUUUUUUUUUUUUUCCACAGUGAGAGUGUUUGGUCAUUCUUGAGCUUCAGGGACAGAGCUGUGCCUCAGUGAGACCGCGUUUUCUAGCUCCCUCUAGCUUUGCUGCAGGACACAUUCAAGAGUAUGCCCAAAAGAGAUGGGAUGGGCACAACUCGUGACUCUUUAGAACGAAGUUAGGUUCAUAGUCUCUGGGAGGAUAGGGGCCAGUAAGCAAGCUUAAUGCUGAACCUGACUCCCCAAAGCACUUUUGCUUUCAGGAGCAGUUCAGCCAUGCUGAAUCAGCUCUUACUAGGAAAGAUCAUGCUUUUUGCUGGGUGAAUUCACAGAAACACAGAAUGGUUUUGGUUGGAAAAGACCUUUAAGAUCACAGAGUCCAACCAUUGAUCCAGCCCUGCCAAGUCUGCCACUAGACCAUGUCCCCAGAUAUGACAUCUACUCAUCUUCUAAACAUUUCCAGGGAUGGUGACUUGACCACCUUCCUGGGCAGCCUGUUCCAAUGCUUGACAACCCUUUUGGUAAAGAAAUUCCUACUAAUAUCCAACCUAAAUCUCCCCUGGUGCAUCUUGAGGCCACUUCCCCAUGUCCUGUCAUUGGCUACCAUGAAGCAGAGACCAACUCCCACCUUGCUACAGCCUCCUUUCAGGCAGUUGUAGAGAACAGUAAGGUCUCCCAUCGGUCUCCUCCAGACUAAAAAACUCCACCUCCCUCAGCCGCUCCUCAUAAGGCUUCUGAUUUAAACCCUUCAUUACCUUUGUUGCCCUCCUCUGGACAUGAUUCAGCACCUCAAUGUCCUUCCUUCUUGUAGUGUGGGGCCUAAAACUUCCUCUAGGCUGCCCUAGGUAUGGUGUGGAAAAAAGAGGCAGGUGCAACAGGGCAGCUCCACCCAAAAACUUUCCCUACUGCGUAACCUCACUCAGUCACAGCAAGGAGGGAAGCAGAGAGCUUGUGUCUGUGCGUGGCAGAAGAGGAAGGAAGUAUGGUAGGCACCUUAUGCACAGGUGAAGCCUGACCUCCUCCCCACAGGGGAAAAGCCACCCUUCCUCAGAGCCAAGGUGGAAGCGAUGAGCAUGUUCCCUUGAUGCCCAAGCAGGUCAGGUUUCAGCCUUCUGGCAGCUUGCAGCACUCCCGUGGUGGUUCUGGGUUUUACAUUUACAUUCCAUCUAUGCAAAUUUCCCCAGCCUCACCACCACUCUUGGAAGAAAAGCCCAGAGCUGACCUUUGCUGGGGCCUCUCUAGGAGAAAGCAGCUCCCUUUCUCCCACAGGUGUUUCACACAGAGCCCCCUCCACCAGCACCCAUCUCUCCUUCAGGUUUUUGACAAAUGGGUUUUGCCAUCAGUGAUGCCUUAGCUGUAGUGCUGCUUCUGCCUAGAGACAAGCUGAAGCUUUCCUCUCAAGAACAGGACAAGACACAUUGACCCACUAAGCCUCAGCCCCUGCAACGAGCAAACGCUCUGUAUCAGUUCAGUGAAGUCACUCGAGACAGCACCACGCAGAGGCAGCUGAAGUACAAUCUAUAUUAUCUCUAUAUUUUUAUUUGUUGUCAUAUUUGCUCAUUUCUGCAGAGUAUAACGCCACGAAGACCAAAAUAGAGAGCGGCUUGUCGCUGAGCUCACAUCAGUUAAACACGAUAGGUACAAAACUAGGUGACUCUGUCUUAUUUAUCAUACAUUUUUUUUUUCAGUUUAUAUACAAAGAACUACUCUAUAUGGAAAAAUAAUAAACAAACCCCAUGGGUAUGUUACAUGGUAAACAGGAAGGACGGGAGGGAGGGGGAAGCAGGUGAGGGAGAGCAGCUCCAAGAGCCCAGUUCUGGAACCAACACAUUUGUUAGGGCCCUGGGCUACCGCGAGCAGACCUGCAAGACCACAGAUGCCUUGGCCUCCUUGGUGUCAAGCUCUGGGUCAGAUCAGGUGUUGGUUCCUCCAAGCCAGAGUGGCUUCAGAGCCAGUCCUUGCUCUGGCACCUACCUGUUGCGAGGGAGAGCAGGAAGCUCAGAGAUUAUUUUCUAUGGUGUUAAAAACCCCAUAUAUAUAUAUAUAUAUAUAAAAUUAUAAUGCAUGGCAGCUGGCUGUUGUUUGGGCACUAGUUCUUCACCAGGCUUUCCAAAGGCAACUAGUGCAAAACGGUUGUACUUUAAACCACUACAUACAGGAAGCUUCGGGAAUAUCGGGAUGCUCUGCAUGGCAUAUAUAGAGAGCACACUGUGCCCAAUCUUUGUUGUAUUGGGUGGCUGAGAUCUGAAUUCCCUGGGCUUGUCCAUUUGCACUUCAAAGAUGAUUGAGGCUUGGGAAAGCAUUUAGCAUCAUAGAAUUCAACGAAUGCAACAAAGAUGGGGACAGUCACCAAUUAAGUAACACUGGGACAUCAUCAAGGCCUGCAAAUGCAAGGCAAGGGGAGGAAGGGAUCGUGUCCCGUGCCCCGCUUUCCUAAGAGAGAGGAGAAGUUUGCCAUAAAUACCUCACACUAAAGGACUAUUAAUCAGAGCCAUGGAAGAUGGAAAGAAAGACCAUUCAAUGUUCAGCCCUGCUUUCCAGGCGGCUGAUGGCAUGAGGAAAAGGAGUUUUAUGCCAAGCUUACACAAAGCUUGGCAGAUGGCGUUUGCGUGUCCAUUCAAGCAGUGACAGAUUUAGUAAAAGCAGUAACUGCAUGGCAUCGCAGGAUGUGUGCAAAUAGGGAAAUCCAUCAGCAGAGAAGCUACUGGAUCCACUGACCCUGCCUCCAGUGCUCCCUCAAAAAUCAGCACUGUUGUUCCCACCUGCUUCACUGUCCCUCCAGACACACGAGCAUGGAAGGAGACACUGUCCUUAAGCCUUCCCUCCACCUUACCCUCACAGGAGGGAACAAACCUGCCUCCCUUCAAGCCCUUUUGUCCCUGCUCCUGACACACAUUCUGGCAGGGGUCUGAGGAAACGAGGUGCUCUUCACUCACAGUUGCUUCAGAGAAAGCGAAUGCCCAAGCACAUGGAUUAGGAUACGAGAGAAUAGGUGGAUGCCAGGCAGUAAACCAGACCCUAGUUCUCCGAGCAGAGUAACAAGGGGCAAUCUGAAAAUGUGCAGGUCUGCUGAGGGCAGGGCAGGCAUCAAGCAGAAGAGGAACAGAGAAACUAUAGCCAAGAAGAACACAGUACCUUGUUCUAACCUCUCCAUUUCGUAUCCUUCUUGGGUGUAGGGGCAUCUCACCUAUGGCACUUGAGUGUGCUCUCCCCUCCUACCCUAGGCAAUUUUAAACAAGCAGGAGGCAUUUCCUGGUCCCUGGAGAGAUCUACACAGGAAUCAUUUUUAAUUUGGCUCCACUCAAUACGUAGGGGCCAACCCAAAGCUCAGUAAAAGCAAGCGGAAGUUUCUUUUCCCAGUCCCAUGGAUGCUGGCUCCACCCUUGAUAGUAUCACAGUUGCUGCAUGGCCUGGGAAACGUGCAGCAGCAGGCACUGCUGCUGGGAAAUGGAGAGGGACAAUUUUAACCAGCUAGGUCAUGUCAGGUUUCAAGUCUGCUCCAGUUUGGCCUGGAACAGCUAUGGAGAUAAAAAAGCCAAAAAGGAGUGUGCAACAACCCUUCCUGAAUACUCCAGCCUAAGAGAAAAAUUUGUGCAGCUUAUAAGGGAACUCGGUAACAAGCACGGGGAGAGCUACCUGUGAGAGACCAGGACCUGCUCUUGCAGCCACCUGGUGCAAUCCACACCUUCAAGAGGUGUGGCUGUGUCAGUGGGAGACAGGAAACAAGAAGGGAAACAACACUUUAGUGUUCACAUAUCUUCCUUUCCCAAAGAGGGAUGGAAGGACCAGAGCUCUACAAGCUUCCACCACCUAUCGAGGUCAGCCCUUUGCCUUGUCAGCAGGAGACACACUCCAGGGAGGCUUCUUGCCACAGGAAUGCAGGGGAGGUGGAAAGCUUGAAACCCUGGCAAUUAGAAAAUCCCACUCUUGUGAGACAGUAAUUCCAUCCCUGCUAAGCUUCAACAAGCAUCAGCUUUGAUAGGGAGAUGGUGGGGGAGAUGCAGGGAGCAGAGGAACAGGAAAGAAGUCCUGUCAUGUUCCCCUCAACUCACUCAAGUACAGGACUGCACAACCAGCCGCUCGGGAGCGUGCAGCCAAUGUUCUUUACUAAGUAUUCAGGGCAAUGGCUACAGAGACACUAAUCUCUGGUCUGGUCCUUAGGAAUGCAUAUUGCUGCAUCCUAAUCCCAUUCCCCAAGGAUCACAGAGAUGUUAGUACCAGGGAGCUGAGGGAGCAAACUGUGCCUACAUUCAGGAAGAGGAAUGCAAAGUAGUUGGGUUGUCCAAUGGAAAACGAAAACCAAAACCACUUUUGACCACAACUCCAGGCUCUGGCCAGUCACACUCCACGCCAAGCAGGUCAGGUGUGGGGGGCCAGAGCCCCAAACCCCGGAGCUUUGCUUCAGUUAAUUCCAGUCAAUUGCUGCUGCAAGCAAUGGGCUCAAGAAUGGAGUCCUGGCCAUUCUCCCACCUCCACGCCACUCAUCGUGUCUGCACCCACAAAAGCUAAUUGGAAGUGCCCGCUUCUGCACUCUCUAGGAAGUGAUAUGACUGACAUGUUUCUGCCUUAAUAAAUUAAAAAAACAAACAAACAAACAAAAAAAAAAAAAACAAAA